AUGACGUACGAUAUCCCUAGUAAUUUGAAAAAAUUUACAUGUUUGCACAAAUAUGGAGUGCACUUUUUGUGGUACCCUCCUAAAUUUUCACAAUCAAGAUUAGGAAACAAGAAAACAAAAGGGAGCAACGCGUGCACCAUCAUAGCACUGCUGAUGGCGAAAAACGUACACAAGUCGAGCGUUCGCUUGAAAUGUAUGUUCACGUCGCCCACCCAGGACGUGCUGGCCAAGUUGUUUUCGGACGCAAUACGCAAAGGUAACGCGAUACACCAGGAUCUGUUCAAAAACUGCUCGGAUGACGACCAGGACACGAACCUAACCGUGCCGGAAGCGAUGAACGCGGCGAAAUCGUGUCUAGGCACGUUGACCGAAUGGAAAAGUUUCGUCUACAGGAACGAAAUGACCGCCAACUUAUACGCCGAAAUGCAACGCAACGUGAAGGACUGGCAAGCGAGUCCCGCGUGUUGCCACGCCAAUCAUCUGUACAUGAUCCUCAUCGCUCACAACAAGGCUGUUCUGUUCGUGAUGCAAUUUGACGCGAACUGCGUAUUACUCGUGGAUUCUCAUCAACAUUUACCGUACGGAGCUUUGAUGUCUCAGACUCGAUUAACGAAUUUGGAAAAUUUAUGCUUAUGGUAUUCCCACAUGUUGUGUAAUGCAGUAGGAUCACAGCCGAUUGCAUACGAACUCAGUUUUUUGUAUUACAAAUGUGAAAAACGCAAUGACAAAACAUUUAGCAGAUAA
Molecule: messenger RNA, 744 nt
Organism: Sipha flava (yellow sugarcane aphid)
Lineage: Eukaryota; Metazoa; Arthropoda; Insecta; Hemiptera; Aphididae
Exons: 4
Coding region: 1-744 (247 amino acids)
Source: RefSeq, a predicted model, not a curated record